AAAUAGAUAACAAUCCGAUGUUGCCAGUAGCGCAGUGAUUUGUGGGUUGGUGCAGCUGGCAAAUGACAGGAAACUACUGGUGUUUGACCUGUUCCUGUUCGUCGCCAUUAUUAUUAAUAAUUAUUUAGAUGUGUCAGUGGUGUUUGUAAACAAGUGAUUUUUUCUAAAAAGUAGCCCCAUAAUAGGUCUACUGUGGUGUGGUAUAAAAAAUAUAUAAUGCUUAUUUGUGCAAACAAUGAGCAAAAUGGACGAAGCGGACUUAAAACUAUCCACCUGUCUACAAAAACUAGAAUUAGAAGGGCCGAAACAGCAGCGUAAAGAGGUGCACGGCAACCCAUUCCGAAGACGAUCGAAAUCAUUGUCUAGUAUUACGAAUCCAGGCGCCCCAGUUUGUCAUUGUCAUCACUCGAAAGGCAAUGUGAAGAAGACCACGUCUUUCAAGCGUAAUACCCGGAAAAUUAUUCAGGAUCCCGUUUUAAACAUAGUGAAGUUCAAAGGACAUCACAGGAAAACCAAAGAGAACGACAAAUUGUUUGGACAGUGCUCCAGAUCAAGAGAGAAGGACUUUAAGAAGCUGGUGAAUGCAUGCAAACAAUUAACUUUGGAUGGUUGCAGUCUACCAAGGCGCCAAUCACCAGUAGACGGACUUCGUAGUUUGGCCAGUGCCGAUUUAAGUGGCGUAGCCAGCUGUUCCCAUCAAGCCAGGCUAAAUGUGAAUCCCCCAUGUGAUGUUACCAUAGAUGAACUAGCUAGCUACUUUGAGACUUCAGUGCAUAUUCCUAAGAAAAUGAGCUCUAUGGCCGAGAUGAUGUAUAUUUAGACCAGUUGGUAGGAUGUUUACUUUAAAUUGUGUGUAGAUUUGCGUUUACUGAAUACUGACAUUGUCCCUUUAUAAUUUUUUAGUUACUAUUUCCUUUCAUACUGCAUAAGCACGUCAUUCGCUCUGUGUUCAGGCAGUUAUAGGUGUAAAUUAUAGAUGUAAAAACUG
Molecule: messenger RNA, 988 nt
Organism: Dendroctonus ponderosae (mountain pine beetle)
Lineage: Eukaryota; Metazoa; Arthropoda; Insecta; Coleoptera; Curculionidae
Exons: 2
Coding region: 236-820 (194 amino acids)
Biological process (GO): cellular response to hydrogen peroxide
Source: RefSeq, a predicted model, not a curated record